Messenger RNA from Durusdinium trenchii, 1860 nucleotides. Lineage: Eukaryota; Dinophyceae; Suessiales; Symbiodiniaceae. The record is from the annotation of a GenBank genome assembly.
AUGGCCACCCUCGAGCAGAUCGCGGCCCAGCUGGUGACCUUGAGGAAUGAGUUGAAUGAGAGUCGAAGGAGAGAAGAGGACUUGAACAACAGGCUUCAAGCGGUUCAGAGCACAGGGGCUAUGCAGGCAGCUUUGCAGGAGAUGGUCAACACGCAGAAGGCCAUCCUGGAAGCGUCCAAGAAGCCAGAUAAGAAGUUGACUCUGGUGGACAACCGCGGUUUGGCAAAGCCAAGCAACUUUGAUGGUAACUCGGAUUUCCUCCAAUGGAAGAUCCGGUUGGAAGCUUUUGUUGAGUCCGUUCACGGUGACUUCGGCCAAGCGAUGGCUUGGGCAGAAGACGAAACAGAUCCAAUCAGCAACGCAUCCAUGAAUGCCGAGUUUGGUGAGACUACUCCGGCACAGGAGACAAUACCAGACCUGGAAUCAAAAGAUGCACAACUUUACGCUGUUCUCCAGACCCUUUGCGAGAAAGAGGCGUUCACGCUCGUGAGAAGCGCAGGCAAAGGUAAAGGCUUAGAGGCUUGGAGGCGACUGUGCAAGCGGUUCGAUCCUUCGACUGGAGGUCGUCGGAGGGCACUGCUUCGUUCGGUGCUGAGUCCGAACCGUUGCAACAAGGUUGAGGAGUUGAGCGCAGCUGUCGAGAACUGGGAAGACCAGGUUCGACAAUACGAGAAUCGGCGAAAGGCUGAUGGCUCGAGACCAACUUUGGAUGAGGACAUUAAGAUCUCCAUCUUGGAGUCUAUUUGUCCGGUUGAGGUUGAACGACAUCUUCAACUCAACCAAGCACGCUUUGCAGACUAUCUUGAAGUCCGGAAGGAACUCUCCACGUAUUUGGAGACGCGCAUUGGACUGAAGCUCAAGUCCGGUGGCGGUCAUUCCAGUUCGGACUACAAUGGGCCACAGCCCAUGGACAUAGGUAAAGGAGGCAGCAAAGGAGGAGGCAAGAAAGGAGGAAAGAAAGGAAGCGGAAAAGGAAAAGGCAAAGGAGGAAAAGCCAUAGGAAGUGUCGAGGCUGAGAAGGAACCAGAAGGUGAGGAGCAGGCUGGAUCGUGGGACGCCGCCGGUUGGGACGAAGGGGACUCGGGUUGGUACGGCGACUGGACCGAAGACCCGGGCUCAAACCCAGAAGGCAAUUCGUUGGUGUUGGGAGCACUCCAUCGCACCCGAUCCAAUAUGGGUAGCAAGCGACCAGCUUCAAAGAAAGAGGAGUCGAAGGAGGCUCAAAAGAAGCCUUCCUACGACAAGGUUCACCUCGGCAUGGACCUUGCGGCCGCCAUGAAGCGAGUCACGUCCGCAGACUUCGGCCGCACGGUGGCCGAAGGCCAAGGCAAAUCCUCGGUUGCUGACUCCGGAGCUGGAUCCUCUGGGGAUCGGUCAGUCGACGUGAUGAUGCGACUGAUCGAGGAGAACUAUAAGCUGCGUGAUCAGCUCAAGCGCCAGGAAGAGAAGGAGACCCGUGGGCGUUCGCGUUCGCCGAAACGCGGACGGUCACCCAAGAAGGUCAAGCGCGAAUCCACUGAUGAGGAGGAGGGGCGCAUCAUCCGCGAGAACAAGCGCCGCGACAGGAGCAAAAGCAGGCAUCGCGAGCGCAGCGCAAGCACCACUGAGAGCAGGAAGGAAUUCCUCAAGCUUGCAGACAAGACCACGUAUCCCAAGUCGGCACCGCCGAGGCGAGCACGCUCCACGAAGCCGGAGCGGAAAACGCCAAAGGGAAGCGUUGGUGACUUCAUCAAGCAGAAGGCCACGAGGAGCGAGGAGACUCCGACCGCUUCGGACGGAGGUCCUCAGAAGGCUUCGGACGGAACCUCUCCGAAGAAGCCAGACGCCGCCCUCGCGAGCCGGCGUAUCCUCCUGGGGUGA